This is a messenger RNA of Glarea lozoyensis ATCC 20868, 4758 nucleotides long. RefSeq names its product RING/U-box. NCBI's taxonomy places the organism in Eukaryota, Fungi, Ascomycota, Leotiomycetes, Helotiales, Helotiaceae. The coding region runs from base 1 to 4758 and encodes 1585 amino acids. The transcript is spliced from 3 exons. The record is from RefSeq and is a predicted model, not a curated record.
AUGGAAAAUCUAGCUCAAGUCAACAAACGUGACGUUGCUCCUCCUGCUGCUCCUGUCAGUAGGCCUCGUCCGCUGCUCGCAGGAAUUGUAGAGCGAUUUCAUCCUAGAAGACUCAUUGCGCCCAUCAGGAGAAUUCAAAGGGACGCGCAGCUUCAAGUAGAGGCACACAACAGAAUGGUAAACAAUCCCGCGGAAAUGAACGCCAACGCCAGGGCAGGUAACGUGCCCAACAACCACCAAAUAUUUCCAAACAUCAUCGACUUGACCGGGGACGAAAAUGGCAUGAUCGGCAAUGAGAAUGACAUUGUCGACCUUGACUCCCCAGAUAGCGAGAAUGGCGGACGUCGAAAAUCGCCGAGGAAAGCAGAUGUUGGCCAGCCUUCUGGGCCUCGAAAUGAUCGCUUCAAUGUUUCACCUGGCCCAGUUCUUGCUUCCCCAGCAGCAUCCAUGGGCUCCGCGGAUGAGUUUGGUAUGGCGCCAUUCCAACCAGGCUGGGAAGGUAACUUUAUACACGACGAUGCCUUUGAUGACCCGGCGAUGGCACAGGCGAUGAUGGAUGAUAUUGCUGCGGGAACAAAGACUCAUGGUUUCCAGGAAGGAUGGAUGCAAUCUGGCGGACGUGCCGAUGACUUUGGAGAAGGGCCUUCCAACUUGCCAAUGGGGGACAGUGGGAUUGAAUCACGGACCAAUGUCAUGGUGACACUGCUUUCUUUCUUUCCUGGCAUCUGUCAAGAUUAUAUCUCGGAGCUGUACGAAUCAAUUGCGCCAUCAUCUGAACGAAUCAUUGCUCACAUUCUUGAUCAAACCGAGAAGGGUAAGCCCUUUCCCAAAUCAAAGGACAAGCAAAAGAACCUCAAGCGCAAGAGAGAUGUCGAGGUCGAGGCCGACGACGAGGCCAAAGCUAUGGCAAAAUACGCGGCUGCUGAUCGCGCCCCUCCUGCUCUGUUUGGACGUGCAAGAGGCUACACGAGGAAAAUCCUAGCGGCCGAGUUUGGGCAUACACCUAUGAGCUUUAUUGAUAAGGUACUUUCAACCAACAGAAAUCACCUUUUCCCAUCCUAUGCGGAACUCCUGAAGGCCGAAACCAACACCGAUGACCAAAAGCCGGCGUACGAAAAAUUAAGAUAUCGUCGGAUUAUGCCGAAGGAAUGGGAAGACCAGGAGAUCCAAACGUACAUCAACGCUGUUACAUCAGAAGCGGCGAUGGUCGAACUUUACCGUGAACUGCAGGCAGCUCGAAAAGUCAGAGCCAUGGCCGAGUUCAAAAGGGUAGCAGAACGAGAACUUGUACUUGCCGAAGAAGCAAACGAGCUGAGGGCAAGAGAGGACGGUACCAUGCUGGAAUGUGGGACCUGCUGUGCAGAUUAUCCUAUGAACAGAAUGGUUCAUUGUAAUGCAGAGGCUCUGCAUUGGUUUUGCAAGGCAUGUGCGUUAAAAACGGCUGAAACUCAAAUCGGCAUGUCAAAAUACGAGCUUUGCUGCAUGUCAACAGAUAAUUGCGAGGGGGGUUUUUCAAAAUCUGAGAAAGAAAAAUAUCUUGAUGAGAAAACAAUCGUUGCGCUGGACCGAAUCGAGCAAGAGGCUGUUUUGCGAAUGGCUGGUAUUGAGAAUCUAGUUAACUGUCCUUUCUGUCCAUUCGCAGCCGAAAUGCCACCCGUAGAGAUAAACAAGGAAUUCGAUUGUCACGCUCCGGAGUGCGGGAAGAUCAGUUGUCGGCUUUGCAAGCUAGAAUCGCAUAUUCCAAAAAGUUGCGAAGAACAUGCCAAAGAGACUGGCAUGUCUGUCCGUCGCGAGGUCGAGGAAGCCAUGUCGGCGGCGAUCAUUAGAAAAUGUAACAAAUGUGGCACUCCAUUUCUCAAGGAAGAAGGCUGCAAUAAAAUGACAUGCACCAGAAACGGAUGUGGGAACGUGCAAUGUUACAUCUGUUCGAAAUCUUGCACUUAUAAUCAUUUCAAUGAUAAAAGUCGCGGUGGAAAAGACGGAAACUGCCCUCUGUUCGACAGCGCGAACCAGCGGCACGAGAGGGAAAUUCAAGAGGCGGAGAAAGCUGCUCUUGAUAGGAUCCGACAAGAGCAUCCGGAAUUGACGGAGAGUGACUUGAAGAUCAAGGUGUCACAAGCGGUUCUGCAAGAUGAAGAAAUAAGGAGAAGUAGGGAACCCAGGUAUCGCCCUGCAGAGCAUCGUCCUGUGGAAGGACAACCAAAUCGACUCGAAAUCGAGUUACUAAUGGAACUUGGUAAUCCUCGCCAAGGGCACCACUGGGCUGUCAACAAUGUGCCAGACGAGAAUGAUCUGCCUGCUCGGCCACCUGCGCCGAAUAAUCUCGAUAAUGAAGGUUAUGGUGUUCAUCGAACUAUGCGUGAACGCCUUGCUGCUUUACGGCGUAACGCUGCUCCGAAUCAAUUUCGCAUAGGUAGACUUGAUAGAAAAGGCUUAGGGGGUAAUGACCUCCAAGACAAUUUACCUGACGAUCUACGUCCUCGAGACGCCCUAGGAGAAUUCGAACGAUACCUAUUCCGCACCGGACUCAACUCACCAUUCGAGGGUCCCGCAGCAGCAGCAGUCCUUCCCGCUGGCCCCUCUCCAGAUAACCUCAGAGACGUUUACAGGCAAUGUCACAUAGCCGGACCCGGCGGCCCUGCUUGGCCUGCGACGGCAAGGCCUCAGCCAGUUGACGUCCGUCCUCGAAUCCAAGUCCCGCGCGAGCUCGAAGACCGCAUUCUCCGGUUCUUACGUGACCAGAAGAUAUUUGAAGACCAUGGGAAGCCAAAUGAUAAACGAGCGCUUGGGCAUCUGGAACGGGCUUGUAAUCUAAUUAAAGCGAAGCUUGAGGCUCUUCGUGCUGAAGCGGAAACGGCGAGAAUUGCGAAGAUGGAGGGGGAGGGGGAUGCUCAUGAAGAGCGAGUUGCGGGGAAGGGAAAGGCUGCAAAUGUAGGGUUGGGAGGUCUCCUCGCGGGCCGCAUGGGACAGGGAGAAGGUUCUGGUCUUGGGAAGGAGAAGGAUGAUGGAUCGCUGAGAGGGGAUGCUAAUGCAGCACCAAAUAUCCUUCAAGCCUGCAUUCAAGAAGCAUCGAGAGUGAGAGAUGAAGAAGAUCAGCACCAAAGAGAGUUUUUGAGAGUUCAAGAGCUAGGGGCGCGGGACGAACUGGUCAGGCAGCGAAUCUUCCAAGCUGCUAUCGAUGAUGCGAGGGAGGCCGAACAACACUUUCGUGAACCACAGGAUAACUUUGAAGGCAGACUUCAGAGGCUGAGGGAUGCGCAACAGAGACAUUUGAUUCAGGCUGAGGCGGCCCGUGUUCUUUAUGGAGGAGGGCAUGUCAAUCCGGCGGUCUUGGGGAUGCUAGAUGGGCCACCGCGAAUGGGGGAGCGUGCUAGACAUACGGUGUUUGCGAGGCCUGAUGGGCCUAUAUUGCUAAAUAUGAACAAACCCGUUCCACCUCCUGCACCGAAACCUCAGUUCGCUGCGCCUAGCGUUAUAGAUCCUCCGCCACCGUAUGCUGAGGUACCAGAACAGAUGGGUGGACCAGUCCAACAGCCUUCUCAUAAUAACCACGGCAGUUAUAUUUUAGAGAGGAUGGCUAUGGCGGAUAGACAGAGGGCGGUGGAGCAUCUUGCGCAGAUUGAGAGACAGAGACAGGAGGCAGGGAGAGUUGCUUCAGAGAGACAGGGACAGAGGGAUGGGGGAGAUACGGGGGAGGGACGGAGUGGUGCUUCGGAGAGACAGAGGGAGCACGCGGAGAGACCUACUGGAUUCGUAUUAUGGCAGCAGUGGGAGCAGAGACAGAGGGAGGAGAGAGAAAGGCAGGAGGAACAGAGAAUCCAUUUGGGUGAACAUAUUGAUGCUGAACGUGAUCGUGCUCUGGACAGGGCGGAAGCAUGGGAGAGAGUUAGGGUGUUGAGAAGAGAGAGAGAGGAGAGAGUGAGGGCACAGAACGAGGAGAGGCAGAGAAUUGCGGCUGUUGAGAGCGAUCGAGUUGAUCGUGAGGUUCGAGUUGGACAGAACAGGGUUUUUGGUGAUAGGGGGGAGGGGGAGCGUGACCGUGGUAUGAACGGUUCUGCUAUGAACAGACCUAGCAGCACAUCCAAUCCUCCCAACCUUAACGCUGCCACGCCCAACGCCGCCAGCAGCUCCAGCACCACAGCUCGCUCAAUCCCCGGUUUCCAACUCACCAUGACGCGGACACGCACCGUUAUACAGAAUCAAGCCGAGUCAUCCCGUGUACAAAGAGUCGAGGGGCCUUCAACACCCGGCCCUUCUAUGCUAACUGCAGGCUUAGCCGCUGCUGCUAUGAAUCGUCCUGGUAGUAUGUCCGGCCCAUCAGCUUCUGCUAUGAGCCGUCCUGUCAGCAUUUCUGGUCCUUCUCCUAUAAACGGUCCUUCCACACCCAACGCCGCCAGCAACACCAGAACCACAACCACUACUCAAUCCAUCCCAGGUUUCCAACUCACCAUGACGCGCUCAUCCACCCGUAUACAAAAUGACCCUUCUCGUGCACAAAGAGAAGCAGCAGCGCGUAUACAGAGAGAAGAAACAGCUCGCGCCCAAAGAGAAGAAGCAGCGCGUAUCCAAAGACAAACAGAUGAGAGAUCAAGGGAGAUAGAGAGAGUGAGGGCCGCGGACGCAGCUCGUGUACAGAGAGAGCAGGCUGCUCGGUCUCAGAGGGAACAGGCGGCUGCUCGUGUGGUUAGGGAAGCUCGAGUUGCGAGACGCGAGGUUGGGAGGGGGUUUGGGGGGUUUGGGGGUGGAAGGUGCGCUUGA